AUCUGAUUGAAAUCAUAGAAGAAGAUAUUAAUGAUAUUAAUAAUAUAGAAGUAAAUUCAUUUGAUGAAAAAGAUGAUUUGACAAUUAGUAGGUUUUUGAAUUUAGAUGCAGAUGCAUUUAUUAAUAGUUUAAACGAAAUCAUUGAAGAUAGUUUGGGAGAGGAUAUAAAGAAAGAAUAA
This is a messenger RNA of Funneliformis geosporum, 179 nucleotides long. Lineage: Eukaryota; Fungi; Glomeromycota; Glomeromycetes; Glomerales; Glomeraceae. The record is from the annotation of a GenBank genome assembly.